Molecule: messenger RNA, 1746 nt
Organism: Solanum lycopersicum (tomato)
Lineage: Eukaryota; Viridiplantae; Streptophyta; Magnoliopsida; Solanales; Solanaceae
Gene: NML1
Product: NIM1-like protein 1
Biological process (GO): regulation of salicylic acid mediated signaling pathway; regulation of jasmonic acid mediated signaling pathway; defense response to bacterium
Cellular component (GO): nucleus
Molecular function (GO): protein binding
Source: RefSeq, marked provisional
AUGGCAAGUUCUGCUGAACCAUCAUCUUCUAUAAGCUUUACUUCAACUUCCAACACGUCGAAUGGGUCCAUUGGCAUAGGCCAAAACACAUGUGCCUGUGGUGGAUCUGAGACAGGGAGUAGUUAUGAAAUCAUCAGCUUAAGUAAACUCAGUAAUAAUUUAGAGCAACUAUUGUUAGAUUCCAGCUCUGAGUUUAGUGAUGCUGAGAUUGUUGUUGAGGGUGUUUCACUCGGUGUUCAUCGUUGUAUAUUAGCUGCGAGGAGUAGUUUUUUUAGGGAUCUUUUUAGGAAAAGAAACGGAAAUUGUGGAAAGGAAGGUAAGCCAAGUUACUCUAUGAUUGAUAUAUUGCCUUGUGGUAAGGUUGGAUAUGAGGCUUUCCUUACUUUCUUAAGCUAUUUGUACUCGGGAAAAUUGAAGCAUUUCCCUCCAGAGGCAUCAACGUGUGUCAACAGUUUAUGUUCCCAUGACUCUUGCAGACCAGCAAUCAACUUUCAUGUUGAGUUGAUGUAUGCCUCUUUUGUCUUUCAGGUUCCAGAGCUGGUGUCACUUUUUCUGCGACACCUAUUCAGUUUUGUUGGCAAGGCUCUUGUGGAAGAUGUUAUCCCAAUACUUGGAGUUGCUUUCCAUUGCCAAAUGAGUGAGCUUCUCACUCAUUGCGUUGAUAGAGUAGCGCGAUCAGAUCUUGAAAGCACAUGUAUUGAGAAGGAGGUUCCCUUUAAAGUUGCAGAGAGUAUUAAGUUAUCGCGGCUGAAAUGUCAGGGUGAUGAAAGUAUGGUUCUAACCGUGGAUCCGUUGCAUGAAAAGAGAAAAAAUAGGAUAUACAAGGCAUUGGAUUCGGAUGAUGUUGAACUUGUCAAGCUUUUACUUAAUGAGUCUGACAUAAGUUUAGAUGGAGCCUACGCUCUUCAUUAUGCUGUUGCAUAUUGUGACCCCAAGGUUGUUGCUGAGGUUCUUGGACUGGGUGUUGCUAAUGUCAACCUUCGGAAUGCACGUGGUUACACUGUGCUUCACAUUGCUGCCAUGCGUAAGGAACCCUCAAUCAUUGUAUCACUUUUAACUAAGGGAGCUCAUGCAUCAGAAAUUACAUUGGAUGGGCAGAGUGCUGUUAGUCUCUGUAGGAGGCUGACUAGGCCUAAGGAGUACCAUGCAAAAACAGAACAAGGGCAGGAAGCAAACAAAGAUCGGGUAUGUAUUGAUGUUUUGGAGAGAGAGAUGCGUCGCAACCCAAUGACUGGAGAUGCAUUAUUUUCUUCCCCCAUGUUGGCCGAUGAUCUGCCGAUGAAACUGCUCUACCUGGAAAACAGAGUGGCAUUUGCACGAUUAUUGUUCCCUCUUGAAGCCAAACUAGCCAUGGAAAUUGCAACUGCUGAAACAACAGCUGAAUUCGCGGAUCAUUUGGCAUCUAAAGCUUCAUCUGGAAUUUUGAGGGAGGUUGAUCUGAAUGAGACACCCAUAAUGCAGAAAGAAAGACUCUCGAAGACAGUUGAGCUGGGCAAAUGCUACUUUCCUCAUUGCUCCGAAGUUCUGGAUAAGUUUAUGGAGGAUGACUUACCAGACUUAUUUUUCCUUGAAAAGGGCACUCCAGAGGAACAAAAGAUCAAGCGGAGGCGAUUUAAGGAGCUCAAAGAUGAUGUUCAAAGGGCAUUUAAUAAAGACAAGGCUGGACUUCACCGCUCUGGCUCGUCUUCCUCAUCAUCUUCCACAACUUUUAACGACGGUGCAAGUGUCAAAGCUAGGAACCUAUGA